AUGGAUAGCAUUGUCCCGGGUGUGGAAUUGCUAGAUGGCAGCGAAUCACAAUCGCUGCUAAAUAUUGCUCUGUUUGAGCAGAUCAAAGAGAAAUUGAACAGGCAGCAAGGGCUACGACAUAAGAAUAAUGCGGCUCAUUUGAGAGGCCAAAUAGGUCUCCGAGAAGGUACAGUGAAUAACGAGUCUGAGGAUGAGAACCAGGGAGAUGAAGCGCCUUAUAUACCACCUCUGUCAGCUUAUAGUGCGACUAGUGACGAGCCGUAUUUACCCUUGAGAAGCAUUAAGAAGGGUUGUUUCAAAGUUUCUAUAGCUGCCAUGAAGUAUGAUGACUUUGAGAGAAGAAUGUAUCAAAUACGGAAGACUGGUUGGCAUACACUGAAACCUAUUGGGGUGGCUAAAACUAUGGCAGAGAUUAGAAGAGAGCAAAGGCACAAGAAAGAGGGUAGUUCAAAUCCUGAAUCAUCACAGCCUGAAACCGCAACAGAGCCUGACGUUGAUAUGUUACAUCAGGAAAAUAUCAAUGUUGCCUACACUGCUACAAACAAUAGGGCAUAUAGUAAUAAUACAGACGUAGGGGCGGCUAUUCAGAACCAAGAAAGAGUUUUAGAGACAAGUGUUGAACCACAGAACCGAGAUAAUUCAUUCAGUGUUCAAGGUAUCGGUCAAGAUGUUAAUGAAGGAGAGGAAGAGGAAGAUGAGGAAGAUGAGAUUUCUUAUGAUUAUGAUGCAGAGUUUGCCCGCGUGGAAGUUGAGGAUGAAGAGUCGGAUUUUCAAAAUCGUAGUAAUUUCUUUGACUCUUCAAACAUAUCUGACCUAAAUCAUGGAGUAACUGCUGGGAUUAACGAUAAUGAAGCAACAGGUGGGCUAUCAAUCCAACAGUUUGUGGAAACAACAGCACCUAAUCAAAACCCGUAUGAUGAUGUGUAUGAUGAGAGUGAGAGUAACACCCGCCGAGUUCAUCUAGAUCCUGACGAAAGCAUUGACAGAAUAUCCUCUGAUUUUGUAUCGGACAACCAGGAGUUUACAGAGAUGCCCACUGUUGAUAUCUCUGAUACAAUUAAUGAGAGUGACAUUAUGAGAAGUAGUCGAGUAAGCUCUUUGCAAAACCAGCAACAGUAG
This is a messenger RNA of Nakaseomyces glabratus, 1119 nucleotides long. RefSeq names its product Mnd2p (gene MND2). Gene Ontology annotation, cellular component: anaphase-promoting complex. Gene Ontology annotation, biological process: anaphase-promoting complex-dependent catabolic process; regulation of mitotic metaphase/anaphase transition. The record is from RefSeq and is a predicted model, not a curated record. NCBI's taxonomy places the organism in Eukaryota, Fungi, Ascomycota, Saccharomycetes, Saccharomycetales, Saccharomycetaceae.